UGACUGUGCGGUCCCCUUGGUGGAUUGGCUUGGAUCGAUGAAUUGAUGUCUGCGUGGUAAGAUUCGGGUACUGGUGUACAUGAUCGAAUAGUGGCGACUCGAGUAAAAGAUGAUAACGUGUCCGUGUCUUCCUCGAUUGUUGUUUAUCCUCCCUUGUCAAACCGAAACCCCGUCACAUUUUUCCUCCGUUCGCGCGUGUCAAGAAGUUCAAUCGUGGUCGAGCAAAUUUCUAUCUCCAUGGUGUGUGUCGUUCGAUCGCAAAAAUAUUUCAUCGCAAAAAAGAAACCGAACCGCCAAGGGGACCAUAUCGAAAAAUUCAAAAAAAUGUUAACUCACCCAUCUGGUUAAUUCAGUCAGUAACAAUUUCCUGGCAGUAAAAAGAGGGACAAAAAGGGUGGGCUCACUUUGAUUGACGCUGUAGUGGUU
Aspergillus brunneoviolaceus CBS 621.78 is the source of this 426-nucleotide messenger RNA. RefSeq lists its product as uncharacterized. Bases 110 to 331 code for a protein of 73 amino acids. The transcript has a single exon. The record is from RefSeq and is a predicted model, not a curated record. NCBI's taxonomy places the organism in Eukaryota, Fungi, Ascomycota, Eurotiomycetes, Eurotiales, Aspergillaceae.